UAAAAUUUUCUUUCUGUUUCUGACAAUUUCGUUUGCUUGCAAUUAUUCUCAGAAGUCAGAAGUUCUUUCAUUAAUUUUUGUAAACAAUUUGUAACUUCGUUCAAUUAAAUAAAAACAAAUUCUACUUAUCUCAAUUAAAUAAUUUAUAAAAACUUAAACUCAAAAUGUCUUAUCAACUCUACAGAAAUACCACUCUUGGAAAUACACUCCAAGAAAGCCUCGAUGAACUUAUUCAGUUUGGACAAAUCACACCCGCAUUAGCAUUUAAAGUUCUACUACAAUUCGACAAAUGCAUUAACACUGCACUCAAUCAACGGGUUAAGGCUCGUGUCACAUUCAAGGCAAACAAAUUGAAUACGUAUCGAUUCUGUGACAACGUCUGGACACUUAUGUUGAACGACGUUGAAUUCCGAGAGGUCCAUGAGUUUGCCAAGGUCGACAAAGUUAAAAUAGUCGCCUGCGAUGGAAAGAGUGAAUUUAACUAAAAAAAAAACGACUUAUUUUUAUAUAAAAAAAAGCAAGAAAAAAAGAACUCCGUUCCAUAUUGUUUGGACGUAUUUUUUAAUUUAUUUUAAUUGUGUUUUCCUGAUAAUAAUUAUUUUUUCCCUUUUGCACUACUUGGUCUAUUGUAUUGAUAGUUUCUAUAAAACGUACUUUUAGUACUAAAUCUAUAAUUUUAAGAUUUAAGCGAUAUGAAAUAUAUUGAAGAUUGUAUAACUUUUUCUAAUUAAUAAAUUGUUAUGCCAUGUC
Episyrphus balteatus (marmalade hoverfly) is the source of this 750-nucleotide messenger RNA. It is a transcript of the gene TfIIA-S, whose product is annotated as transcription initiation factor IIA subunit 2. Gene Ontology annotation, biological process: transcription initiation at RNA polymerase II promoter; RNA polymerase II preinitiation complex assembly. NCBI's taxonomy places the organism in Eukaryota, Metazoa, Arthropoda, Insecta, Diptera, Syrphidae. The record is from RefSeq and is a predicted model, not a curated record. Gene Ontology annotation, molecular function: TBP-class protein binding; RNA polymerase II general transcription initiation factor activity. The coding region runs from base 165 to 485 and encodes 106 amino acids. The transcript has 2 exons. Gene Ontology annotation, cellular component: transcription factor TFIIA complex.